Messenger RNA from Echinostoma caproni, 387 nucleotides. NCBI's taxonomy places the organism in Eukaryota, Metazoa, Platyhelminthes, Trematoda, Plagiorchiida, Echinostomatidae. The record is from the annotation of a GenBank genome assembly.
AUGCCGGCUGCUGCACUGUCCUGUUGCGAAUACAUGCGACGGAAGCCACCCCCUUUGCUCUAUAUGAAACAAUUCGAUCGAAUCACCAAGCACCAAUUGGCUUUGGUAGAACACUAUCGAAUCGCACAGGCAGAACACUGUAAACUCGGCCGAAGCAGCAUGGCCACAAUGCUCGAGGCGAACAAAGCGUUCGCAGCCAAACUGGGCAGUCUGGAACCGGAAAGUUGGCAGACUGGGCUGGAAGAUUGCGGCGACUUUUACACGCAUCGAUGGAAAGAGGUAACCGAACUAAAUUGUGAAGUGACGCACUUUUUUGUUACCAAGCCAACUGUAUCUAUGUGCAUUAUUCAAAGUAUGAUGCUCUCACUGUGGAUUUCUUCCUACUAG